AUGCCGCGUCGAAGCCGUCUAGUUGAAUACGACGAUGUCAUCGAAGACAUGGAGGAAGUGUAUCCCAGUCGAAUGAAGGGUGAGGUCCUGAUCGACCGAGAUGUACGCUACGGCCAUGGGCAUGGGCAUCGAAUGCCCCGUGCGCCAGGACCACCUCUAGCACCGGUCGCUGAGGUGCUCCCAGACCGUCGACACCGCAGAGGCCGCUCAAAGGCGGGGUACCCGCACGAAGACUUGGAGUACCUUCGAGACGACGUAUUGGCAGCCGAACGGCGCGCGCGGUUAGACCUGGAUGCAUAUCGCGCCGAAGGAGCCAGAAAGUAUCGAGAAGAGAGACAUAUCUCUCACAAGUCUCAGCCUCAGCUUCAACCUGGAUCUCGCGGCAGACGGCGUUCAAAGAUCUCGGAUGUCGAUGAAGUGUACUAUUCUCAUGAUGAUUCACACCAUGGCAUUACGGAAAGUGAAUCAGAUGAAAUGGAUGAGUAUAUCGAAGCAAAACGAUCAAUAUCUCGACAUGAGCUCGACGCACGCAAGGAGGCUCUACAGCGCAGUAAAAACCUGAAAGAGGAAAAGCGAACGCGGCAAUCGAGCUACGAUGAGGACAUGUACCCUAAGGGCAGCCGCGCGCCUGAGGAAUAUGCGAGAGAUAGAAAGGGUCCACCCCAUGAUAGUGUUCUGCGCCCACGCCACCGAUCACAUUAUCAUAUUGACCUCGUAGAGGAUGAGACCACUGAAAGCGACGAGAGUGUGGAUAUCGCUCCUACACCCGGCCGACAGGGAGUGGUACGGAGAACUCAUCUCGAGCAGAAGUAUUCUGCGCGCCGCCGAGCGGCGACCUCGUCUUUGUCGUCGCCCGAAUCUGCUGGAUCGUCUGAAGAAGAACUUCCGAGAGUACCCUUGCCAAUUCCCGUUCCGCCAGUCUACAAAGAAUCGCCCAGGAGGAUUAAACCUCUCGGCCAUGCACCAGUGCAUCAGAUACCUCGACCUCCUAGCCCGCCUAGCCCUCCCAGUCCGCCUAGUCCACCCCGAGUGCCGAGUGUAGAAACGGUUCUCAACGAGCGUGAGAUUCGUCAAAGGCGGAAGCAAGAGAAAGCAGCCGAAGAGAUUGAGGUCGCAAGACGGAGUAGGGAAUCACUUCAACUGUCGUCUGAACCUCACGCUCGAAGGAAGAAAGGAAAACAGAGAGCCAUAAUUGAGGAGCCAGAAGCUGCAGGACACAGGGAAAUCCUCAUAGAAGACGAGCGAGUUACCCCCAGGGUUGCGUACAAGGAGCGCGAGUUCAUCGGAGAAGAAUACCGGCAAGAACCACAACAUAUGCGCAGCUCGCCUCAAAGUGACAGCACAGAAGACUGGGCCAUUGUCCGAACACCAUCCUCCAAAUCGAAAUACAGUCCUGAAAUAGAAUCACCAUUUGUGGACGUCCGCGAGGAACUACGACAUCCCCGAUACAGAGACCGUCCUGCCAAAGUACCCGUUGACGAUAUUAGAGAGCCCAGACACAAGGGCGAUAUCCCAAGAGGCAAAGUAGGUCCGCGAUACAUUGGCGUCAAAAACCGCCGAGAUCGCCUCUGGACCGAGAUCACCAAGGACUUAGUUGUACGUGAAGCGAUAGAGCGCGCCGGGUACGAGUACGAGGAAUACGAUUCAUUCUACUAUAUCUUCUCUUACCUGCACCCAGACGACGUAUCCGCCAUGGUAGAGGACUCAGAUAACAUCCGACGCGCACGUCGGCGUCGUAUCAAGGAGAUCCAACAUGAGCGCGCGUCCUUGCCUCCUUCAAGGCGGUCGCCGAAUAACUCCACUCCUUUAGUCGCUGAGAGACCCCCGUCGCCUCCCGUUCCGCCCUCACCUCCGCGUCAGCAUCGUGAGGAUAGAAGAGAGGAGCGAAAAAGGAGGGAGCGUGAGCGAGAGCGAGACAGAGUGCCGGUCCGAGAGGAGGACAUUGCAAUUGAAGGGAGCGGCCGUUGGGCCCGGACCGGGCGGUGGUAG
This is a messenger RNA of Aspergillus nidulans FGSC A4, 1989 nucleotides long. RefSeq lists its product as uncharacterized. Lineage: Eukaryota; Fungi; Ascomycota; Eurotiomycetes; Eurotiales; Aspergillaceae. The transcript is spliced from 4 exons. The record is from RefSeq and is a predicted model, not a curated record. Bases 1 to 1989 code for a protein of 662 amino acids.